Molecule: messenger RNA, 1782 nt
Organism: Candida tropicalis MYA-3404
Lineage: Eukaryota; Fungi; Ascomycota; Pichiomycetes; Serinales; Debaryomycetaceae
Gene: TOM70
Product: protein channel
Exons: 1
Coding region: 1-1782 (593 amino acids)
Cellular component (GO): mitochondrial outer membrane
Molecular function (GO): protein binding
Source: RefSeq, a predicted model, not a curated record
AUGUCAGAUAAUUUCUUUAUAAAAAACAAGACAGCUAUUAUUGUCACUGCAUUGACUGCAUUUUCUGCUGCUGGGGCUUAUUAUUAUUAUACUCAACAGCAAGAAACCGGAUCAGUUAAUAGAUCUGAUAAAUCCAAUAGUCAAGAUUCUUCAUCAACCAAGAAAAAGAGCAAGAAGUCAAAGAAAUCAAAGUCUUCUCCAGAACCAACUACUUCUUCUCAAGAUGAUAAAUCUACUGCCAGUGCUAAAUAUCCAACCGAUUCACAAGGAUUACCAGCAUUGACUGAGGAUGUUAUUUCUAAAUUGCUGGAUGCCGAAAAAGAAGAAUGGGCCAUGCAAUUGAAGGAAGAUGGUAACAACGAAUUCAAGAAUAAAGCAUACAAGAGAGCCAUUGAAUUCUAUAGUGCUGCAUUAGACUUGAAACACGACCCAAUCUAUUAUUCUAAUAGAUCUGCUUGUUACGCUGCUUUAGAAGAUCAUGAAAAUGUUAUCAAGGACACAACCGAAGCUAUCAAAAUGAAACCAGAUUACACCAAGUGUAUUUUGAGAAGAGCCACUUCUUACGAAGUUUUGGAACAAUACGAAGAUGCCAUGUUUGACUUGACUGCUUUAACCAUUUACGGUGGUUUCUCUAACAAAUCCAUUGAACAAGUUUUGGAAAGAGUUUUGAGAAAGCACUCUAUUAAGAUUGUCGAACUGAAACCAAAGACUUUGGCUUUGCCAUCUGCUGCUACCAUUGGAUCAUUCUUUGGUGCUUUUGUCGAAGAAUCCGAACCAGAGGGAAUUAAUGAGAACAGCGAAGGUGGCGCUAAAUUCUUGUACGAUGCUUUACAAAAGAUUAACGCUAACACUCAACAUGGCUACGAAGAAGCUGACACCUUGAUCAACCAAGCUGUUUCUAACUUGGAAGAUGAAGACCCUGUUAAGGCUGUUGCUUUAGAAUAUUUGGCUGCUUUCCAAUUUUUGAAGAAUGACCCAACCAGCGCUUUUGAAUCUAUUGAAAAGGCUAUUUCUUUGAAACCAAGAGCUAGAGCUUACGUGUUUAGAGCAUUGAUUAACGCUGAUAAAUCAUCUUACGAUGCUGCUUUGAAAGAUUUUAAGGCUGCUGAAGACUUGGACAGUGAAUGUCCUGACAUUUUCUACCACUUAGGACAAUUACAUUACUUGACCGGUGAUUUGGCUAAUGCUGAAACUAACUUCAACAAGGCCAAAGAAUUACACCCAGACAAUGUUUAUGCAUACAUUCAAUUGGCAUGUAUCACUUAUAAGAACGGUCAAACUGAUUUGGCCAAUGAAAAAUUCACCGAAGCCAAAUUGAAAUUCCCAACUUCUCCAGAAGUUCCAAACUACUAUGGUGAAAUCUUGGCUGAUAAAGGUGACAUCCAAGGUGCAUGCAAACAAUUUGAAAUUGCUUCUAGAUUACAAGAAAAAUUAGACAGAUUCUCUGUUGGUGCUUUACCUUUGAUUAACGAGGCUACCGUUAUUUCUAGAGAAUCAUUAGAAAGAAUUGGCGAAGCCGAAGAAUUGUUGACCAAGGCUUGUGCCAUUGACCCAAAGAGUGAGUUAGCUAGAAUUUCAUUAGCUCAAAUUAAAUUGCAAAAGGAUGAAGUUGAUGAUGCUGUUGUUUUGUUUGAAGAAAGUAGCGAUUUGGCCAGAUCAAUUGAAGAAAAGAUUCAAGCCACCUCCUUUGCUGAAGCAACCAAGAUGCAAAAGAGAAUUAAGAAUGAUCCAAUUUUGAACAACAAGAUUGCAGAAUUGAUGAGAGGCAGUGGAGCCAUGUAA